This is a messenger RNA of Balaenoptera acutorostrata (minke whale), 4473 nucleotides long. RefSeq names its product TBL1X/Y related 1 (gene TBL1XR1). The record is from RefSeq and is a predicted model, not a curated record. NCBI's taxonomy places the organism in Eukaryota, Metazoa, Chordata, Mammalia, Artiodactyla, Balaenopteridae. Gene Ontology annotation, cellular component: histone deacetylase complex. The coding region runs from base 691 to 2235 and encodes 514 amino acids. Gene Ontology annotation, biological process: regulation of transcription by RNA polymerase II. The transcript is spliced from 17 exons. Gene Ontology annotation, molecular function: transcription corepressor activity; protein binding.
CUCCCCAGUGUUGAGUGUCUGAGCCGUUGGCUGCUCCGAACCGUUUGGCUCUUUCCCUUAGUAACAGCUUUUACCUUCUGCCUCAAUUCCUCUCCCCGCUCGCGCCCUUCCCCCGCGCGCCGCCUCCCCCCGCCGCCGGCCGCGUGCGCCCCCGCCCCUCCCCCCGCGGCGGGAGCACCUCCGCUCGCCACCUGGGGACCCGCGCCGCGCUCCCCGCCCCCGCCCGCCCGGCGCCCAUCCCCCGCGCCCUCCGCUCGCCGGGGUUAUAAUUGCCUCUCACCCCCCGGAGGGGUUAUUUUGGGGGUGGUUGGAGGUGGCGGCGGCGGCGAGGAGGGGAAUUUCCUUGUGUCUCCAUUCCCGGGAGGGGGGAGCGGCGUUGGAGGCCACGGUUUCCAGCAUCAGCAACAGCGAUUUGUGAUUGGCAGUACCAGACAUUCAGUUGUACAUCCCCACAUCAAUGCACUGCCAAUGGAAAUUUGGACACAGACACAGAGGAAAAACAGUGUGAAGAGCCACAGGGAGAUAUGGCAAGGUGGCUAGAGUAAUGCAUCCAGGAGCCAAGGAAGCUAGGAGAGAUCCUUACUCAGCACCUUCAGAAGGAGCCCUGCCAACACCUUGAUGUUUGGACUUCUGACUUCCAAAACUGGUUAUAUCCUGUGUUGUGACCUCAUGGUUUAAGUGGGAAUAAAGAUGAGUAUAAGCAGUGAUGAGGUCAACUUCUUGGUAUAUAGAUACUUGCAAGAGUCAGGAUUUUCUCAUUCAGCGUUCACCUUUGGUAUAGAAAGCCAUAUCAGUCAGUCUAACAUAAAUGGUGCCCUCGUCCCGCCUGCUGCAUUGAUUUCUAUCAUCCAGAAAGGUCUACAGUAUGUAGAGGCAGAAGUUAGUAUUAAUGAGGAUGGUACCUUGUUUGAUGGUCGACCAAUAGAGUCUCUGUCACUGAUAGAUGCCGUAAUGCCUGAUGUAGUACAAACAAGACAACAAGCUUACAGAGAUAAACUUGCACAGCAACAAGCAGCAGCUGCUGCAGCUGCCGCAGCUGCAACAAACCAACAAGGCUCUGCAAAAAAUGGAGAAAACACGGCAAAUGGGGAGGAGAAUGGAGCACAUACUAUAGCAAAUAAUCAUACUGAUAUGAUGGAAGUGGAUGGGGAUGUUGAAAUCCCUCCUAAUAAAGCAGUUGUGUUACGGGGCCAUGAAUCUGAAGUUUUCAUCUGUGCCUGGAACCCCGUUAGUGAUCUCUUGGCAUCAGGGUCCGGAGACUCAACAGCAAGAAUAUGGAAUCUUAGUGAAAAUAGCACUAGUGGCUCCACACAGCUAGUACUUAGACAUUGUAUACGAGAAGGAGGGCAAGAUGUCCCAAGCAACAAGGAUGUGACAUCUCUAGAUUGGAAUAGUGAAGGUACACUUCUAGCAACUGGUUCCUACGAUGGGUUUGCCAGAAUAUGGACUAAAGAUGGUAACCUUGCUAGCACCUUGGGGCAGCAUAAAGGCCCUAUAUUUGCAUUAAAAUGGAAUAAGAAAGGAAAUUUCAUCCUAAGUGCUGGAGUAGACAAGACUACAAUUAUUUGGGAUGCACAUACUGGUGAAGCCAAACAACAAUUUCCUUUUCAUUCAGCGCCAGCAUUGGAUGUUGAUUGGCAGAGCAACAACACCUUUGCUUCUUGUAGUACAGAUAUGUGCAUUCAUGUCUGUAAGUUAGGACAAGACAGACCUAUUAAAACAUUCCAGGGACACACGAAUGAAGUAAAUGCUAUCAAAUGGGACCCAACUGGCAAUCUCCUGGCAUCCUGUUCUGAUGACAUGACUUUAAAGAUAUGGAGUAUGAAACAAGACAACUGUGUCCAUGAUUUGCAAGCACAUAAUAAAGAAAUUUAUACUAUCAAGUGGAGUCCAACAGGGCCAGGGACAAAUAAUCCAAAUGCCAACCUCAUGUUAGCAAGUGCAUCCUUUGAUUCUACUGUUAGAUUGUGGGAUGUAGACCGAGGAAUUUGCAUCCAUACUCUGACAAAACACCAAGAGCCUGUGUACAGUGUAGCUUUCAGUCCUGAUGGCAGGUAUCUGGCGAGUGGUUCUUUUGACAAAUGUGUGCACAUCUGGAACACACAGACAGGUGCUCUAGUUCACAGCUAUAGGGGAACAGGUGGAAUUUUUGAAGUUUGUUGGAAUGCAGCAGGAGACAAGGUUGGAGCCAGUGCAUCAGAUGGUUCAGUUUGUGUAUUAGACCUUCGGAAAUAGCGCUACUAGUUGGAAGCCAUGGACCGACUAUGAAUGUGUAUAUAGCCAAAAUGACUGUCCCCGACCCAAGUACUGCUAUAGUCCCACUUGAACCAUGGCCAGUCCACUACAGCCAAAUCUAAGAGAAAUAUAUACAUACAGUGUAUAUAAACAAAAUUGCACCCUGAAGAUGACAGAAUUUUGUCACAGCUUGUGAAUUCUGUUCACCAAGUGCUGGAAUCUAAUCUGCUGUGCCCCUAAAAUAGCAUUUAGAAGUUUUGGAUAUGAAAAACAGAAGAGAGAAAAAAAUAAGCGUUAUAAAAGCAGCCCAUACAUGUACGAGUUUUUGGAUACUAAUGACAGCCUUGUUUCUCCCCUUUGAAUCAGCAGACACCAUGGAUUAUAUUCUUUUUUCCCUUCAGUAGUUUAGCAGUUUGUAUGUACAGAGAAAACGGACUUACAAAAACUUGCAGCAGUAGUUUGUUCUUGCUUUUAAACUUUGUUUUUGGUUUAGUUUAUGGAUGCAUGAAGUAAGGGAGUGAAUCAGUUUCUUGUUUAUAUUUUUUUCACCUUUUAAACAAAAAAUUCUUAAAAAUAUUUUAAUGCAUUCUUUUGAAGAGAUAGAUGUUUGGUACAUUUAUGGCUCCCAGAGCAUAUAUUUGAUUGGUGCAUGUUGUAGAAGGGGGAAUUGGAAAUUAAAUGGAACUAUAUGACUUUGGUCAUGUCAAUCUGUAAGACACAUCAGUAAAAGGGUAUUAUGCUCUGUUUUUUGUUUUUGCUUUUGCUUUGUUUUUUUGUUGUGAGGUUUUUUUUGUUUUUUUUUUUUUCUCUUUGGUUUUUUUGUUUUGUUUUUUGGUGAUGUGGCUUAAAUGCAAUAGUUUCUUUUUUGGGACAUAUUUCUGCCAAUUAAAGACUAGAAGGGCACAAAGAAUUUUUUAAUACCAUAGAGAAGAUGCAUAAAAAAAAAUCUUCUGAUGUCUUGUAGCCAUAACUAAAUUAUGGUUAAAAUGUGCACUAUUGUGAAAAGGAGCAAAGUAGGUUUGGUUUUUUUUUGUUGUUUGUUUAUUUGUUUCUUUUGCUUUGUUUUUUAAGAGAUUAAAAUGUUUCUGGAUAAGGAUUAGCUUCUCAAAGUGUCCAUCAUUCUGUGUAGAAGCUUAAAUAUGUAAUGUAACCAAACUCCAGUAUUAAAAAUCUCUCAUGUUAUUUUUCUUUUUACAAAGCAAGAUAACAACAUAUAACACUGCCAUUACAUGGCAAAAUGUUUGCUACCUUAGUUUAAAAACAAUCUUUAAAACAAAAGACUUGCUUCAAGGUGUUUUCACAUAGCAGUGAUUCAAAAUUUUUUUAAAAGGUAUAAUUGCACUAACCUCCCUGCUGCUCUAAUUCUGCAUUUGUGGUACUUGUGACUACAUUUUUUCAAAUAAUAGAUAGAUUUAAGCUGCUAUGUUUUGUUUUUUCAGUAAUCACUACUAUAUCAUGUCUUUUACUCUGUUUAUAAUAUCACAUAUUUUCUUAAAGGUAUAGGUAUCAGAUCAGAAACCUCCUGUGCUCAUGCAACUAAAAGCUAAACUAUACAGAAUCUACAAAUGAUAGCAUGGGGCUAUGUUUAUAUGUGUGAUUAACAGGGUUUGUCAUGAUUAAUGUAAUAAUCCAGAAGUGUCGAUUUUGAAGAGAAUAGUUGUCAAAUUUAUGUCUCAAAGAUUUUAAUUAAGGAAUAUCAUUUAUUAUCAAGCCUGGCAAAUUUAUAACACUAUCUCUGUCACUAAUUAUUUUGAAGCUUUCUACUGCUAAAAUUUUAACCUAUGUUUUAAGUAGAAACUGAUUUAACCCAAGUAAUGCAGCUUUGAUUUUCAGCAUUUGUUGUUUUGCUAUUUUUACAAAACAGCAUUGAUUGAAGCAAGUCUUGGUUUUACUAAGGUAGGAUAGCAUUUGCUAUUGGUAAAGAGAAUAAAUACACUUAAUUUCACAAUACAUUGUUAUGUGUACCCCAGUUGUUGUUAGUGGGGACUAUGAUACUGUAAUAAUAUUUUUUAAAAUUUACAUCCAGAGAGGCAGUCAUUCAUGAUGGUUUUGUGCCAGCUGUUUUUAGGGUUUUCGAUCACAUUAUAGAUAUUUAGAACUAUUACCCUGUGACUUAUGUAGGAAACCUAAUAUGCUGAGUAUCUGGCACUUGAAAUCCUGCUUUUAUUGCUGGAGGUCCACAUCUGUGGUUGACCUCUGUUGUUGUUUUAAAAAAGUAAAUAAAAUUUUAAAAAUCUG